Molecule: messenger RNA, 2212 nt
Organism: Aaosphaeria arxii CBS 175.79
Lineage: Eukaryota; Fungi; Ascomycota; Dothideomycetes; Pleosporales
Exons: 4
Coding region: 246-1847 (533 amino acids)
Biological process (GO): regulation of adenylate cyclase activity; cytoskeleton organization
Cellular component (GO): cytoplasm
Molecular function (GO): actin binding; adenylate cyclase binding
Source: RefSeq, a predicted model, not a curated record
UCUGUUAUUCCCUCCUCCGUCUUGACUUUGUUUGCUACUACCUACAAUCUCUCUCUCUGCCUCGUGUUGAACGAAAGGCUCAUCUUUUCCCUCGUGCUAUUUCUAAUCCCCGAAUUUCUUCUAGAAGGCAAACGCUCGGCGUCUAGAGCUGUAGCUGCCCGCCCUCGGCCCCUUCCCUGAGCUCAUACCUAGCUGUCCUUCCAACCAACCCUAGGUGGCCCUGCAUUUCGCAGCUUCCCAGCAACAUGGCUCAGAACAACAUGAACAAUCUUACCACACUCAUAAAGAGGCUUGAGGCGGCGACCUCGCGACUAGAGGACAUUGCCUCAACCUCAGUUGGCUUCGAUGUUACAGCCCCGGCUCCUGCCACGGCGCAGGCUCCUGGCGUAACCCCAGCAGGCCCCUCCUCCGCAGUGGCACCCAGCGCCCCGAAGGCUGCCGAGUCUUUGCCUGCAUCGAUCCAGGCAUUCGACAAUCUUUUGAACAAUGAGCUCAAGACAUGGUUGGAUUUGAGCAGCAAGCUGGGGGAUGUUGUGGAUGGUCAGGCGAAAGCUGUACAACAAGCCUUCACGGCGCAAAGGCAAUUCCUGCUUGUUGCGACCAAGGCAAAGAAGCCGGAUAUCUCCACCUGCAUGGAAAUCCUCAAAGAUCUCCAGGCUGCCAUGGAGAAAGUUGAUGAGGUCCGACAGAACAACCGCGAAGCUAGUCUCAGGGAUCCUCUCACCAUGGUCACUGAUGGUGUCGGGGCUUUGGGCUGGGUCACGGUCGAGGGUAGCCCGAAACCCCACGAGUACAUCAAGGAAUUGUUCGGCGGUGCUCAGAUCUUCGGCAAUAAGGUGCUGAAGGAAUACAGAGACAAGCCCGACAAGACAAACGCCGAAUGGGUCCAGGCUUACUACAAGCUCUUCAAUGUCCUUGCCGACUACGCAAAGCAACACCAUACUACUGCAGUUGCGUGGAACAAGGAUGGAAUCGAUGCUAAGGAGGCGGCUCAGCAAGUAAAGAACGCAUCUUCUGGGGCCCCGACUGGCAGUGUCCCACCUCCACCACCACCACCGCCGCCACCAGCAGGCGGUAUUCCUCCACCUCCAGGUCCUCCCCCGCCACCAGGCCUUCCACCACCACCAGGUGCAGCACCCAAGCCUAAGUCUAAGGCUGCCCCUGAUAUGGGUGCAGUGUUUAGCGACUUGAACAAGGGCUCGGAUGUCACAAAGGGACUGAAAAAGGUCGACGCUAGUCAAAUGACGCACAAGAAUCCGUCGCUGCGCGCAACUGCGCCAGUUCCAACCCGUAGCGACAGCUCUGGCUCCCUUCGCAGCAAGUCCCCUGCCCCCCCGGGCAAGAAACCCAAGCCUGAAAGCAUGCGGACGAAGAAGCCACCAAAGAAGGAGCUCGAUGGUAACAAGUGGAUCAUCGACAAUUUUGACAGCCCUGGCGAUGUUGUAGAGAUUGAAGCUGAGAUUCAGCACUCUAUCCUCAUUUCUCGCUGCAAGAACACAACAAUCCGCAUCAAGGGUAAGGCCAAUGCUAUCUCACUCGACAAUUCAUCCCGCGCCUCGCUCAUCAUCGACUCGCUCGUCUCCUCGGUCGAUGUCAUCAAAUGUCCCAACUUCGCGCUGCAGGUACUCGGCUCGCUACCUACCGUUCUCCUAGAUCAGGUUGACGGAGCCACUAUUUACCUGUCUAAGGAAUCCCUUAACACAGAGAUCUUCACCAGCAAAUCUUCCAGCGUGAACAUAAACCUCCCAACCGACGAUGACUACGUCGAGAACCCUGUCCCUGAACAAUUCAGGAGUUACAUCAAGGAUGGCAAGCUGAUUAGCGAGAUCGUGGAGCACGCUGGUUAAAGUGAUGAUGCACGAUAUAUUGUUGGAUAAAAAGAGUAGCAUGGCAUUGGAUGGAGUUCUUUACUUCCCACUUGAAUCGCCGACGCCGAUGUAGAAGCUAUAUUCAUUCUGUUGUGGUUGCAUACUUGCUGGCGCUGUACAUCGUCGUUUGUAUGUGUCUUCAUGGAGUGCGCAGCACUUGUAGUAAGCUUGCUAUGUAUUUUGAGCUUGUGUGCACAAUAUACAAAGCAUUUUGGAACUUGAGCCUUGUUUUUGAUAUAUAUUUGAACUUCAGAUCCAUUCUCCUGAUCCAUUUUCUUCUCCCGUUCUCAUUUUGUCAUCACCUAGUAUGAAGAAUCCAUAAACAAAAUGAGCCGAUAUUUUCC